Messenger RNA from Culex pipiens pallens (northern house mosquito), 935 nucleotides. Its product is annotated as protein shifted-like. The transcript is spliced from 7 exons. The record is from RefSeq and is a predicted model, not a curated record. The coding region runs from base 186 to 830 and encodes 214 amino acids. Lineage: Eukaryota; Metazoa; Arthropoda; Insecta; Diptera; Culicidae.
UUAGUUAUUUUUGAGACGUGACUGUAACAAUAUCUCGAUAUUCCGCGACCGUUAAGUGAUCGAUGCGAAUCGUUUAAUGACGCAGUUCAUAAAAGCCAUGUGGUAGCGCCAGUUUAAAAUUAUAUAGUAAACGUGCAGUCCUCUGCAGUUCUACAAAAUACUACUCGAGUUUUUAGGAGAACAAAAUGUAUCAAACGAAACUUUUCACGACACUGCUGCUUUUGAACGUAGCUGGCAGCAUAGGUACGCAAAGAACCGUUUACAGGGCAGGCGACGAGCUAGUGGAAAUAACUCGAACGAAAAUUUCGAACCAAUACUCUCCAUAUUAUUCAUAUUACGCAUACAAUAGCGCUCCCCAGUAUGGUAACGUGGAUGUGGUUUACUACGGAUAUCCAAAUAGAGUGACUACCAACAAGCAAAGCGCGAAUCGACGCGUAUUAUCGGCAGAAACACCCGAAGUUUCAGCCCAAGGAUGCGCCAGGGGUCCAUGUGGCGUUGGAGCAAUGUGCCAAGAAACCUCCGGGGGUCGACCCGUUUGCUCCUGUCCGGCCGGCUAUAGUGGAAACCCGUUGACUCAGUGUAUAAGGGCCGAGUGUUUGGAUCACAGUGAAUGCAUUCGCAGUGAUCAAGCAUGUCGCGAUGGAAAGUGCAUAAAUCCAUGCAAUGGAGUAUGCGGAAUCAACGCAAACUGUGAGGUGCGAAAUCAUGUCCCAGUAUGCAGCUGUCCUCGGGGGAUGUCCGGAGAUCCUUUCGUGAGUUGUCGUGUUAAUGAUCCAGGUUACCUAACCCUCUACAAUCCAGCCCCGCCGCAAGACGGGCUCCAAUAUUAACAUUUGCCGAAGAGAAGCAACUAAUUUUUCGUUUUUAAAAAGCAGACGAAAAUUAUGACCUAUAAUUUAUGCCUUCCUCACCUCGUUGAGGAAAGGCUAUAAAAU